GCAUCGCGACGCGGUCGUCCCCCGAGACGCUUCAGCGCGCACCGUGUGUCUCUGUGCGUGUGCUGCCGUCGUAACACUUUCGCUGUUCGAGAUGCAUCGCUCGAGGAAGGGCAAGAAAAGUGACAAAAAGAAACGGAACAGGCAGCGUCGCGAAAAGAGUGUGGAAAGCGAGAAGACAGAUGAAGACGUUCCAGAGGACCCGGACAAGGAGAACCUUCCGUACAACGUUGAAGUCUCUGACAUCAUGGGCAGGUACCUGGUGGCUUCGCGCGACCUCCAGCCCGGAGACCUGGUGAUGCGAGAGAAGGCGCUCGUGGUCGGCCCCUGCCACGACUCGCCGCCGCUCUGCCUCGGCUGUUACAAGAGGUUCGACGCCGAAAACCGAGGAGACUACAGGUGCCCCGGCUGCGCGUGGCCGCUGUGCGGGCCGCAGUGCGCCGGCCGCGGCCAGGAGCUGGGCCACAGCGCGGCCGAGUGCGCCGCCAUGUCGGCCCACGGCACGGCGCGACGGCUGCCGGCGCCGCUGGCGUCGCCGGGCGCGCGCCUCUACUACGGCGCCGUCGCGGCGCUGCGCUGCCUGCUGCUCAAGGCGGCCGCGCCGGCGCGCUGGCGCACGCUGCUCACCAUGGAGGCGCACAACGAGCUGCGCAGGCGCAUCCCCAGCCUGUGGCGCCGCAACCAGGAGCUCGUCGUCGACACCAUCCGCUCGCUCUGGGGCAUGGACCACUUCUCCGAGGACGAGAUACACACCGUCUGCGGCAUACUAGAGGUGAACGCCUUCGAGAUCGGGCCCCAUGGGCAGAGCGCGCGCAGCCUGUUCCCGGCGGCGUUCCUCAUGUGCCACGACUGUGUGCCCAACACCAGCCACACGGACGACCAGCAAUGCGUCCUCACCGUCAGGGCGUCCACGCGCAUCCCGCAGGGACGGCCCAUCACGCUCAGCUACGCCUACACCAUGCAGAGCACGCUGAAGCGGCGCGAGCACCUGCAGGAGUCCAAGUUCUUCGCGUGCACGUGCGCGCGCUGCGCCGACCCCACCGAGCUGGGCACGAUGGUGGGCGCACUCAAGUGCCCGCGGUGCGCCUGCGACGCCGGCGUCGUGCUCUCCACGGCGCCGCUGGACCCGGACGCGCCUUGGCGCUGCACCAACGCCAAGUGCCCCGGAUACACCAUCGCCGCCGCCAACGUGCGCAUGCUCAUGGACAGGAUCGCCGAGGAGGUGGAGGCGAUCGACAGCAACGACGUGGAGGGGCUGGAGGGCUUCCUGUCGCGGUACCGCAACGUGCUGCACGACAACCACUACCACCGGCUGGGCGCCAAGCACUCGCUCAGCCAGCUGUACGGCAAGGCCGAGGGCUACACCAUCAACGUGCUGUCUGACGCGCAGCUCAAGCGCAAGCGCGACAUCUGCACCGACAUACUCUCCGUCUUCGACGUCAUCGAGCCGGGUUACUCGAGACUGCGAGGUAUCGUGCUGUACGAGCUACAUGCACCCGUCAUGAUCUUGGCAACGCGGCGCUUCGAGGCUCGCACGAUCGGCAAGCGGGAGCUGGGCCGUGACCUUAAGAAGGUGGUACGCUGCCUGGAGGAAGCCAGCCUCAUCCUCGGCUUCGAGCCUGAGGGAUCCUCGGAAGCGCUGAUGGCCGCCGCCGCCAGAGACGCACUCGACCGCCUCAGGGACUGGCAGACCGUCAUCGGCAAGCUCAACGCGUAGCUCUGUGGGCAGCAUUGAACACGAUGGCAGGGAAGUGAGCCACCACCACCAUGUUCUCAGGACAACUGGCUUGGCUCGAGAGAGCUGGAGAUGAUGGCUGUUUUAUAGUUCACACAGCUCUCGUUCUACCAAAGAUUUCCGCUGUUGAACAAGUACUUGGAUACAACCACAGGCUUAUAUUUUGCAGUCUGAAUAUGUGGCACUUUCAGUAUAACCAGAAAAUGAAACUGUCACCAAAAUGAGGUGGAACAUCAUUUUUUUUUACUAGCUGAGCCCUUAAGUCAUGUAUAUUAUAGAAAAACCAAAGAAAAAAUUUAGAAUGGCCCAUGUUAAAUGCCAUAAACACACAAACACACACACACACACACACACACACACACACACACACAUAUAUAUAUAUAUAUAUAUAUAUAUAUAUAUAUAUAUAUAUAUAUAUAUAUUCAUUUUCUCGUAAACACACGAACUAUAGAUUAUUUUCACAUAAAUAGAUAAAUAGUGAUAAUAUAUUGAAAAAAACACAGUGAAUCUUAAACACUUAAACUAUCAGUUAGUUUCUUACGAACCAAAUUCGUAUUUAGUUUGUGUGCAGAGCCAUUACCCUGGCGUUCCACCAGCAUUAGUUUGGCUGUAGUUGCCUGACGUUCCAAAUAGACUGAUACUUUGUCCAGCUGCUUUGUUCGCUCUGUAGGUGUCAUGUCUUCAGAUUGAGCACCAACAUCGACAACCAACCCACUAUCAUUAUUGCUAUUGUCUGCAGACGAACAAAAGGCGAAAUUUUCAUCAUUAGAAAUCAGACUGUAGUCAGUAUCAUUCUCAUUUAGAAGCAACUCAUUUGUGUCAUAUGUCAGGAUUCAGGGAUGUUUACAAAUUUUUCAGCAGACUGUGACUGGUCGACAUAGUCGCCAGUUUCUUUAUUCGAUGGGAAAUGGCAGUCCACAUAUCUUUCCAAUACCUCAUGAUUGUUGGUUUGUGAAGAUGAUCCCACACAGAUGUAGUCAUAUAAAUGACAUCUUUCGCAUUAAUUGAUUUCAAAACUAUUAUAACACCAUUUUCCCCCUCUUCUUCAACAACAUUGCAUAAUAUCUGUCUUUUACACAUGUGUUUAACAUUUUCAUGAUAUUUUUUUUUCAGUUGAUUGCAACAGUCCCAUCACUUUAGGUGGUAAAAAUUUCACUUUGAUGCAGCCACUGACCAGUUCUUCUACAUCUGACAGAGAGAGCAACGUCAAUGAGUAAUUAGCUCUUCAUUGUCAGAAGCAACCUUCUUGUUACACACGACACAAAUUCUUCACAGAACCACUUUUUCUAAAGCAACCAUCCAUCGACACAUUCUUUUUUAGGGGGGAGGGGAGGGGCAACUAAGAAAGUGGCAAAGGUAAAUGUGGUCUUCAGGAAAACAAGCCUAGUCUUUAAUAGGCUGGCACAGUGGUUCAAAAUCAAGAGCUGUAAAAGAAUCCAGGGACAGUAAUUCGCCCUGUCUCUUCCCCUACUCUUUCAUAUACUUCUGACAGACUGCAAGCUUGUUGCAAAUGGCAAAAAAAAAUCGAAAGUAGCUAACACAUCACUACAGCACCAUCAAAUGAAAAGGCAGUUAUCACACAUUAUUGUUAUGUAAGACAAUUGUUAUUCUUCUGAUCUGUUAGGAUGUGAGAAAUUAUCUUAAACUUUAUGCGAUCAUCUUUUCUGAGGUCUUGCACUUUGUUAACCAAUAAUAUAGCAAUAAAUUUCAAAAUCUGAAACCUGGAGAAGUCCUAAUGUGCUAUAUGAUUUCAUGUGGUACCAGUCUCUACUGAAAUGUCAUUUAAGUUUAAUUUUCUCCAGACAGCUAACUCUGUAUCAAAAAGGACAUUUAUCUUGCAAAAUUUAAAGACUGGUCCAGGUUUUCCACUUCUUCCUUAGAAACGCCUUGAACUGUAAGUGUGAAUUACUUCCAGAGAACCUAAUAUGACUAAGGUUUCUUUUUCAGUCUGUCUUAGAACAAUCAGUUUCCAUACAGCAAGGGAACAUUACACCUUUAAAUCAAUGCCUUGUUUGGUUUUUGUUUCAUUUUAUAUAUCCAGCUGUUAGCAAUGGUGUAUGAGGGUACAAUUUUUUUGUGAACAUGCCUCUAUUGUGUCAUACUGCAUAAAUGAACAUCAAACUUUAGCUCUCUUUUUGUCUGCAUCUUACCCACACCUUAAAUUUAAAUGACAAAGAUCUUCUCUCUCAUUUUGACUGUGUCGUCAUUGAAAAGCUUAAUUCCUUAUUUUUCCUGACAUGAACACAUGAAAAUAGCAAAAUUCAUAGUGUGGUUAUCAUUAAAUGAAUAACAGCGAUGGUUGUGCAUGACAGUGGCCUAGUGACUAGUCGAUUCUGUGAUGAAUCAAAUUAGAUUUGAAGAACAGGAUGAACUAUUUUGUUGUAAAAGAAAUAUAUUCUAAAUAAAAUAUUCAUUACACUCUAUUCACAGGACUGUGGGAUGAAAAGUAUUACAACAAUAUUUAUGGACAUCAUUACAUCUGCUUGGAAAGUUAUGCCAUAUUCUUUUCUAGAGGUGAUAGGGAUGGAAAACAUAUUUUUGUAAGACUUAUUGAAGAAAAAUACAUUGCAUUUUCCAAGAUGGUGCUCACAUGAGAUAUGAAUUACUUGAUCUCAGUGAAGAGCAAGAAUAUGCUCCCUUAUCAACUGAAAAUAACUUACCUAAUUUCGAAUAGAAUGCUUCUAUUUGUAUUGACUAAUUUACUGUCUGGGAACCUGAAGAUAUGUACUUAGUAAUACUAAUCACUGUCCAUUGUACAUUUUGUGUAUGUAAACGUCCAGUGUUGAAAAGUAAUAAAACUGAGUACCAAGUUGUUUUAAUCUCCAGCAUUUAUAACAGUGAUAUUCCUUUACACCUUCAUGUUAACAAGUACCAUAUAAGAUGUCUAAACAAAACAAAAAACACAAAAGAAUUUCAUAAUGCCAAAAUGGAUGUUGUGAUAGAUAAUGCUGUAAAAUAAUCAAUUGUGGAUACAAAUGUGAAUGUUAUUUUGAACGCCAUCCUGUGCACUAAAAACUCAAUGGUUGAAUAUUUUAUUUGACAUCUGCCUAUUCCUGAGAUUUUUUUACUUGUAGAUGUAAGAGCAAGCUGAAAAAGUUCUCCACUUAUCCAGAGAUGACCCUGAUAUCAACAGAAUUUUGGUGCUGUUUGUGUGGCUUUUUAAAGCAAAUGUAUUGGUUGAAUUCAUUUAAAUUUGUAAUUUGACAUAUGGUGAUGUCAUAAUUAUGAGGGCUGUUC
Messenger RNA from Schistocerca nitens (vagrant locust), 4969 nucleotides. Its product is annotated as SET domain-containing protein SmydA-8-like. The coding region runs from base 92 to 1714 and encodes 540 amino acids. The record is from RefSeq and is a predicted model, not a curated record. Lineage: Eukaryota; Metazoa; Arthropoda; Insecta; Orthoptera; Acrididae. Gene Ontology annotation, molecular function: protein binding. The transcript has 8 exons.